AUGGGGUGCGCGUGUAUGCAAAAAUCAUGCCACCUCCCUCCCUCCGUCUCUUACAAUGAGGCCACUACCACCGCCCUCGAACGCCCCCUCAGCACGACCGCCGACGAAGAGUCCAACCCUCCUCCGCGCUACACCCGCGAGAACGACCCCUUCCAGCUGGCAUCGAAACUCAAGACCGCCGAAGAGAUUGCCCAGAUUCAACCGCAAGCCAACAUUUCGCGUAAACGCGACAGCAACUCCGGCUGUCUUCCGCGCCCGCCCAACCCGCGCCGCGCCCUUUCCUCAACCCUCGCAUCCCGCCAACUGCAGACCUUCUACGAAGCACAAAAUGAAAACAUCAACCGCAUGCUCAAGCCCGUGGAGGAGCACGUCCGCGACGCCCGGGAAAUCAGCACCAGCACCCAACUGAAGUACAAGAUCGCCGUCUGGGGCUCCUUCGCCGCCAACGUCAUCCUCUGCGUCCUGCAACUCUACGGCGCCAUUUCCUCCAGCUCUUUGUCGCUGUACACCACCAUGGCGGACGCGAUUUUCGACCCCAUGUCCAACGCGACCCUGCUUAUAUCCAACAAGGCCGUCAACCGCGUCGACCCGCGCAAGUUCCCCGCCGGAAAGGCCCGCAUCGAAACCGCCGGCAACAUCUGCUUCUGCUUCCUCAUGACGGCCGUCUCGUUCAUCCUGAUUGCGUUCUCCGUCCGUGAGCUCGCCGAAGGCUCCACCUCCGAAACCGGCUCGUUCCAUCUCCCCUCCGUGCUUGCCGUCGCCGUCGCGUUCUGCACCAAGCUCGCGCUGUUCCUGUACUGCUGGGCCCUGCGGAACCAGUACUCGCAGGUGCGCAUUCUGUGGGAGGACCACCGGAACGAUCUGUUCAUCAACGGAUUCGGUAUCCUCACCAGUGUCGGUGGAAGUAAGCUCCGGUGGUGGAUUGAUCCGGCCGGUGCCAUUGUGCUCUCCGUGCUGGUCAGCUGCUUGUGGUUGUUCAGCGCCUACCGCGAGUUCCAGUUACUUAUUGGCGUGACUGCCGAUACGAAGAUGCAGCAGUUGAUUACUUAUAUCUCAAUGACCCACUCCCCCCUCAUCACCGCCAUCGACACCGUCCGCGCCUACACCUCCGGCCCGCGCCUGCUGGUCGAGGUGGACAUCGUGAUGGACCCGAAUGACUCGCUGCGCGCCACCCACGACGUGGCCGAAGAGCUGCAGAUGAAGCUGGAGUCACUGCCCGAUGUCGAGCGGGCGUAUGUCCACGUGGAUUACGAGACGACGCAUAAGCCGGAGCAUUUCCUGAAGAAGGAACUGUAAUUGUCUCACGCACGUACCGCCCACACACAUCCUCGCUCUUUUAUACAUACCUUCACCCUCCACGCGCACAUACCCCAACUUAUACAUACCCUCCCAUGCGCAAAACUGGUGAUAAGCCCGACGGACUGAACAUGAAAUCCGUCUGUUGCCAUUGUUAAGGCAUCCUUAUGAUCACAUACGUACGUACAUAGAUUGCUUGUUUUCUUGAUUAUUUGGCUAGCUAGCCGACUCUCCACUAUAUCAUAUUCACUAUACCAACUCCCGCUACAUCCAGUGAAUAUGAAGUACUCGAUAAAAGCACGUAAUUUAUAUCAUGCACGCACCAGAUUUUAU
Molecule: messenger RNA, 1629 nt
Organism: Aspergillus heteromorphus CBS 117.55
Lineage: Eukaryota; Fungi; Ascomycota; Eurotiomycetes; Eurotiales; Aspergillaceae
Product: cation diffusion facilitator family transporter
Exons: 3
Coding region: 1-1296 (431 amino acids)
Biological process (GO): transmembrane transport; monoatomic cation transport
Cellular component (GO): membrane
Molecular function (GO): monoatomic cation transmembrane transporter activity
Source: RefSeq, a predicted model, not a curated record